Melanotaenia boesemani (Boeseman's rainbowfish) is the source of this 1661-nucleotide messenger RNA. It is a transcript of the gene yif1a, whose product is annotated as Yip1 interacting factor homolog A (S. cerevisiae). Gene Ontology annotation, cellular component: Golgi membrane; endoplasmic reticulum-Golgi intermediate compartment; COPII-coated ER to Golgi transport vesicle. Bases 187 to 1113 code for a protein of 308 amino acids. Lineage: Eukaryota; Metazoa; Chordata; Actinopteri; Atheriniformes; Melanotaeniidae. Gene Ontology annotation, biological process: endoplasmic reticulum to Golgi vesicle-mediated transport. The transcript has 9 exons. The record is from RefSeq and is a predicted model, not a curated record.
CUUUAUUUCCUCAGACAAUUGGGGUGAAUAUGUAUGCUGGUUAUACUUUUUGUACCUUCUCCCAGGUUUGGCCUAGAAACAGCUUUUGUCAACUUAGCUCAUGUGGCUAAGCAGCUAGUUUUAACAGCCACGGACUAAUGGCAACAACGGUUACCAUUGAGCAAACUAACGUCAUUUAGCGUUACAAUGGACUUGCCACAUCAUGGGUACCGAGCAACUAAGCCAAGAGCUCGUGCUGCUCCCCCUGCAGGAGACUCUCUCCUGUUUGAAGAUACCAGCUCCGCAGCACAUGGACUUAACAACCAGGGCUAUUAUACUCCUGGGUACAACAUGGGAGGACCCUCGGAUGACUUGCAGGGAGGUGCAGGAGUGAGCAACCUUUUCACUGACCCAAUGGCUAAUGCUGCAAUGAUGUAUGGAUCCUCUUUAGCCAACCAAGGAAAAGAUAUGGUAAACAAAGAGAUCAGCAGAUUCAUGUCUGUGAACAAGCUGAAAUACUUCUUUGCAGUCGACACCAGAUAUGUCCUGAAGAAAUUGAUGAUCCUCAUGUUCCCAUAUACACAUCAGGAUUGGGAAGUCCGGUACCAUCGGGACACUCCGCUGACUCCAAGACAAGAUGUGAAUGCACCCGAUCUUUAUAUUCCAACCAUGGCUUUUAUUACCUACAUUUUACUCGCUGGAAUGGCCCUUGGCAUUCAGAAAAGGUUCAGUCCAGAGGUUCUUGGGCUGUGUGCCAGCACUGCCCUUGUGUGGAUCAUCAUAGAGGUCUUGGCCAUGUUGUUGAGUUUGUAUCUGCUGACAGUACACAGUGACCUCUCAACCUUCGAUCUCAUCGCCUACAGUGGAUACAAAUAUGUCGGGAUGAUCUUCACAGUAUUGUGUGGCUUACUGUUUGGCAGUGAUGGUUAUUUUGUGGCCCUUGCCUGGUCCUCUUGUGCCCUUAUGUUCUUCAUUGUUCGAUCUCUGAAAAUGAAGAUUCUGCCCUCUCUGUCCUCAGACUCAAUGGGAAUGGGAUCAAGUGCCAAACCUCACUUUCGCCUAUAUAUCACUGUGGCAACCGCAGUGUUUCAGCCAAUAAUUAUUUACUGGUUAACCUCUCACUUAGUGAGGUGACUGAGGCAUUGAAUAACCUCAGGUCAAAAUAAACUGGAAGCAGAAAUUUGUGGUUGUUGAGUGUUGUACACUUACCUGUAUACUCUUUUGUCAGCAAACUUACAGCACAUGUAGACAGUGUUGAAUUGCAGUGUAUGCUGAGCUUUUCAGUGGAAAUUGUUUAAUAUAACCAGAAGGCGUGAAAAAGUCUCUCUGUCUGCCAUGACUGUACAGCCACACAGAGAAAUGCUUAAUUCUAUCCACCUAACUUUAAACAAAAGGGCUUUCACUGACACAUUUGUUUAAUCAGAACUGUUUCUGUGCAGGUUUCCUUUUAUACAGUGUCUCUUGAUGUGCUAUAAAGAAAUUAUACCACAAGAAUUCAAAUACAUGGACAGAAAUUCACCUGACACUUGUGAUUCAAGUAGUAUUUCUCUUCUGUGGUAAUACUGCUUCAUUAUCUCCCUUUCUAUGUUCAAUCCGGAUUUUUAUUAAUCUACAUUUUGGAAAGCAUGCCAAUGUUUGGAUUUUUGUAGAAAAAAUAAAUAUAUUUAGCCUUGUAUACUCAA